Messenger RNA from Mizuhopecten yessoensis (Yesso scallop), 1356 nucleotides. RefSeq names its product apolipophorins-like. The transcript is spliced from 6 exons. Bases 26 to 1246 code for a protein of 406 amino acids. The record is from RefSeq and is a predicted model, not a curated record. Lineage: Eukaryota; Metazoa; Mollusca; Bivalvia; Pectinida; Pectinidae.
GGCCUCUUCACGUGUGUCAUACCCGAUGAAGGAUUCCGUUGACGAGUACAUUGUUAGUGGAAGGGAACUACUGCAGGCGAUUGGACAGGAAUCAAGAAGGAACUUUGCUACCAUGAUGAAUGCAUUGGAUGUGAAACUUGGGGAACUUUCGACAACAGCCCUCCUGACAUUCAAACCCUACCACGACCAUAUGACCAAUGCUAUUGCCCAACCGUUGAACACGGAUACUCUGCGUCUGGCAAAAGCUAAAUACAACGACUAUGUCUCAAAGGUCACUAACCAAUUGCCAUCUAUCAACGACUUAGCUCAGCGAUACACGUCCACCCUGUACAAUGGGAGAGAACAGAUAAACUCCGCCCUGUACGGACUGUUGGACCGACCGGAAGUAGACUUCAUUCAAUCCAAAGCUGCUGCCGCUUACAAAUUCUGGGAAGUUGAAGAGAAUACCAAGGCCGCACUCGCAAGUGUGUACGAUCACGUCAUGGAAAUAAUUGAGGAUGAAAUUGAAGCGCUGAAAACUGUCAUCACUGACCUUGAGAAGACAAAGAUAACUGUGUUCGACCCUGUAAAUGGCGAAGUUCAAGCUGACACUUACCUCGUUGUACCCAUGAAAUCUCUGAAAACUCUACCAGGCAUUGACGUCAUCCAACACUACAACAACAUUCGGUCGUACGUGCCCGACAUAAGUGAAUUGAGAUCCAUCUACGAUUAUAUACCAUCCUCAGAUUUCAGCACCUGGAUGCCACCUUUUGAUGCUUUCGGAACCGUAGAGGGCAACACAUUCACAACAUUUGACGGGAAAACGUACCAGUUCAACGGCAGGUGUAGCUACGUGCUGGCUGGCGACUAUAUGGAUGGUAACUUUUCCAUCGUCCUCGACUACAUGGGGAAACAGAAGAGAAGGGUUAUCAUAACCACUACCAAACACGCUGUACAACUCCUACCAAAGAACAAGUUAAGAGUGGAUGGAGCCAUUGUGGAAAUGUCAUAUCACAACGAGGACAUAACUGUCGUCAAUGAGGGUGAUGACGUCACAGUGAGUGGACAUGGAUUCACCGUCCGUCAUAACGUGCCAAGUGAUAAAUACGAAAUCGGACUGAGUGGUUGGUACUAUGGAAAGACAGGAGGACUACUGGGGACCUACGACAACGAACGUCACAACGACAUGAUGAUGCCCUCAAGACAACUCGCAACUGACGUCACGUCUUUCGCGGAUACCUGGGAGGUCAAUGAAAGAUGUCGUUAAAACAUUGAACAUUGAGUAACUAAUGAAAUGUAAAGGUGUGAUAAUAGAAAAUAAUAAUUAAAAAUUUGUGAGGUCGAAAUUGUUUCAAUAAAUAAAAAAUUUAUGCAUGC